AUGACGGCUGAGAGCCGGCCGCCGCCGCCGCAGACGGAGGCGCUGGCGGCCGUGAAGGAGGAGCGCGGUGAGGCUGGGCCCGGGGUCCCGGCGGAGGCCGCGGGUCGCGGCGCGGGCGGGCGUCGGCGGAAGCGCCCCCUGCAGCGCGGAAAGCCACCCUACAGCUAUAUUGCGCUCAUUGCCAUGGCCAUCGCGCACGCGCCGGAGCGCCGCCUCACGCUGGGCGGCAUCUACAAGUUCAUUACGGAGCGUUUCCCCUUCUACCGCGACAACCCCAAAAAGUGGCAGAACAGCAUCCGCCACAAUCUGACGCUAAACGACUGCUUCCUCAAGAUCCCGCGCGAGGCCGGCCGCCCAGGCAAGGGCAACUACUGGGCGCUCGACCCCAACGCCGAGGACAUGUUCGAGAGCGGCAGCUUCUUGCGCCGCCGCAAGCGCUUCAAGCGCUCAGACCUCUCCACUUACCCAGCCUACAUGCACGACGCGGCCGCCGCCGCCGCCGCGGCCGCCGCUGCGGCCGCCGCCGCCAUCUUCCCGGGCGCGGUGCCCGCUGCCCGCCCGCCUUACCCGGGCGCCGUCUACGCAGGCUAUGCCCCGCCGUCGCUCGCCGCGCCGCCCCCGGUCUACUACCCAGCUGCGUCUCCAGGACCGUGCCGGGUCUUCGGCCUGGUGCCUGAGAGGCCGCUCAGCCCUGAACUGGGCCCCGCGCCGUCGGGGCCCGCGGGUUCCUGCGCCUUUGCCUCGGCCGGCGCUUCCGCCGCCUCCACCAGCUACCAGCCUGCCGGCUGCGCUGGAGCCCGACCUGCCAACCCCUCCGCCUAUGCGGCCGCCUACGCGGGCCCGGAUGGCGCGUACCCGCAAGGGGCGGGCAGUGCCCUCUUUGCGGCGGCUGGCCGGUUGGCGGGGCCCGCCUCGCCCUCCGCGGGUGGCAGCAGUGGGGGCGUCGAAGCCGCAGUGGACUUCUAUGGGCGCACAUCGCCCGGCCAGUUCGGAGCUCUGGGGCCCUGCUAUAAUCCUGGUGGGCAGCUCGGAGGGGGCAGUGGAGGCGCCUACCAUGCUCGCCAUGCGACUCCCUAUCCUGGCGGUGUGGAUCGAUAUGUGUCCGCCAUGUGA
This is a messenger RNA of Zalophus californianus (California sea lion), 1113 nucleotides long. RefSeq names its product forkhead box E1 (gene FOXE1). Gene Ontology annotation, molecular function: RNA polymerase II cis-regulatory region sequence-specific DNA binding; DNA-binding transcription factor activity, RNA polymerase II-specific. The transcript has a single exon. Gene Ontology annotation, biological process: regulation of transcription by RNA polymerase II; cell differentiation; anatomical structure morphogenesis. The coding region runs from base 1 to 1113 and encodes 370 amino acids. The record is from RefSeq and is a predicted model, not a curated record. Lineage: Eukaryota; Metazoa; Chordata; Mammalia; Carnivora; Otariidae.